AUGGCCCCCGCCCGCCGCCUCCUCCUCCUCCUCCUCCUCCUGGUGGCCCUGCAUGCCAGGGCUGCCCAGGCUGCUCCGUGGCGAGCGCGGGGAGCAGAUGAGGGUGGUGGCAAUGGUUAUCCAGCUUCCCGGCUGGAUGUUGGUUUGGAGCCCUUGGGGCAUCCUGGAGGUCCUCUCAUGGCCGACGGCUUCCCGACUGCUUGGCCCAUUCCUGUCCCCGAGCCUGAGAGCAAUCCCGCGGCCGUGCCUGUCGGCGAAGGUGAUCCAGCUUCCCAGCUGGGUUCCAGGCCUGAGCCUCCGGGAGAUGACAUGGAUGUGCCCGUAGGGAGGACUCUUCCAGCUCCUUGGCUGGAUCCUGCACUAGAGCCUGGCUGGCAUCCCAGGGGUCCCCCAAGAGCAAAGGACCACAGUAAAAGAGGAAAAAAGUCCCCGGAGGCAUCUGAAAUCCUAAAGCAAAUUCUGGAGCAACUGGAGAAAGGACACGGUGGGUCUAUUUCACUCUGCCUUAGCCGUCAGACUCGGCAACCGGAGGUUCUAGAUGCACGUCUGGACACGCUGCAGCCUGCACAGCGGGAAGGGAUCGAUCAGAGCCUCGCAGCAGCGACGCUGGGUUUCACGCCUUGCAGGCGGGGGGGAGCCACAGAGAUGGUGCAGAGCCUCUGCUGCCAGUUGUGGUUCAAGCCGAGUGCCGGGGGCAGCUGCUGCCCCCGUGUUACCAAGACGGACCGAGAGGCGGUGCAGAAGGAGGCGUUUUGGGAAGGGAGCCGUGGCUCCCUGCCAGGCUCUGCCAGCCACCAGCACGCCAGAUCUCUCUGUAAGGCCUCUCUACCCUUGCUACCUGAAAGCAGUGGUCAUACCUGCAAGUGUGCCCGGCUAGAAGAACUCUUCAAACAAGUACCUAUGUUACAAGAGGAGCUCAACAGGCAGCACAAUAUCCGGGAAUGUGAGAAGGAGAUCGAUAUGUGGUAUUGUGCACUGACCCAGGCUGAAUGA
Pygoscelis adeliae (Adelie penguin) is the source of this 993-nucleotide messenger RNA. RefSeq lists its product as uncharacterized. Lineage: Eukaryota; Metazoa; Chordata; Aves; Sphenisciformes; Spheniscidae. The transcript is spliced from 8 exons. Bases 1 to 993 code for a protein of 330 amino acids. The record is from RefSeq and is a predicted model, not a curated record.